GACAAGGCGCGCGGGCCGGCCUUGGUUGCUCGCGGGCCAAUCGCAGCGGGAAACGGGCGGAGUGCGCCCGCCCACCGGGCCAGGCAUAUAAGGCACUGUCGACGGCGCUGCCCCGCAGAGUUUCGGUCACCGCCGCGGGGAGGGUCGCUAUCUGGGGGCGCGUCGUCGGCGGAGACCCGUUCAAGCUGGGACUGCUCUCGCUUCGCUUCCCUCCCCUCCUUUGGAUUACUUGCCUGGAUUCCUCUUCGCUGCUGCCGGCCCGCUUUGCGGGGAGGCCGGGGUCGUGUUCCCGCUUUCGACCGCGGGAAUCGGAGCUCGCCCUCGACAUGACGCUAGAGGAACUGGUGGCUUGUGACAACGCGGCCGAAAAGAUGCGGUCCGUCGGCGAGGCGUUGGAGCAGCUGCUGGUCGCGGCGCAAAGGCAGGGCUGCCUGACGGUGGGCGUCUACGAGGCCGCCAAGCUCAUGAACGCCGACCCAGACAGCGUGGUGCUUUGCCUGCUGGCGGUGGACGAGGAGGACGGGGAGGACAUCGCGCUGCAGAUCCACUUCACCCUGAUCCAGGCCUUCUGCUGCGCCAACGACAUCCACAUCCUGCGCGUCUCGGGCCUGGAGCGCCUGGCGGUCGUGCUGGGCGAGGGGCCCCAGGACGGCGGCGCCGCGGAGCCGCGUGACCUGCACUGCCUGCUGGUGACGACCCCCCACACGGACUCCUGGACCAGCCAGGGCUUGGCUGAAGUGGCCACCUACUGCCAGGAGAGCCGGUGCAACAACCAGUGGGUGCCCUACGUGGCUCUGCAGGCGCGCUGAGGCCCCUUCCCGGUUUCUGCUGCGGGCGUCGCGUGUGAAACCAUUGCAUCCACAGGAGGAGGAAUGUUGUUUCUGUAAAAAUUACGGUAGCGCCUGACUGUCGGAAGGCGAGUGGGGAUGAGUCACGCAGACAGGCGGCGGCGGCGAGCGGGCGGAAGGUCUGACCAGGCCCGGAGCAGGAAGGGGAGGAGGGCUGCUGCUGCUGCUGCUGCUGCUCCAUCAGCUGGCUGCUCGGAAGGAGGCGGAAGGCGGCUGUGGGAAGCAGUGGGCGCCAGGCUGCCUGUGGGCGGAGGAGCCUCCUGCACGAAUGCCAAGUGGACCGCCAAGGAGGGACUGCGCUGGACAGCCAAGCCACCGCUCGGAGGUUCAGGGUCGGAGAGGGGGAGAAGGAGGCCGGAGCUGUCCCCUCCCAGGACUUGUAGGGAGGAGUCCAGAGGUAACCCAAAUUCUCCUCCAUGAACUUGCACAAACAGGACAGAUUUUCAAAAGUUAGCUGCAAAGUAUUUUUCUACUUCUAAGAAGCCUAUUGAUGGUGAAAGUUUUUAUUUAUCUUGGAAGAUUUGCACAUUUGUUUUCAGCCUUUUUCUGAAGAUGAGAUUCUGAAGAUAGAGGAGCCAAAUGCAAAUUUAUUCUCAUGCCUGGAUUAAAACGAUAAUAAACACAUUUUAUGUUCUGAAAAUAA
Messenger RNA from Candoia aspera, 1491 nucleotides. It is a transcript of the gene GADD45B, whose product is annotated as growth arrest and DNA damage inducible beta. The coding region runs from base 327 to 809 and encodes 160 amino acids. The record is from RefSeq and is a predicted model, not a curated record. Gene Ontology annotation, biological process: regulation of cell cycle. NCBI's taxonomy places the organism in Eukaryota, Metazoa, Chordata, Lepidosauria, Squamata, Candoiidae. The transcript has 4 exons. Gene Ontology annotation, cellular component: nucleus; cytoplasm.